UGUCAUGUCGUCGUACAACCUUCGUGCAUAAUCCUCCAUCAUACAGUUCCAUGAUAUUUUCCUCCACGGCAGUGUUAAAAGUUAUAAAAAAAAUGUAAAAACCACAUAUUACAACCAUCUCAUCGUGCUUGCAUGUUAUUAAAAUUCAUUGGAUUGGCUAACUAUACAUAAAGUGAACGAGUUAUGUACUGUGCGGAUGGAGCAAAACUUACGAGAAACCCUAGUCUCAGCACAAGAUACUUUAGGAGGCCGUAGGUUUUAGCUCCACCCGCACAGUACAUAACUCGUUCACUUUAUGUAUAAAAACUUUCCAUCAGUAACAAUUGAACCAUUUGUAAUACUUCAUCAAAAACUUUAUUUUUACCGACUUGCUCUCAGAUCCGAAAAAAACAUGAUAAAUUUAUUGUGCAGUGUACUAUUAAUUUGUAUCACACAACAAGCAAUUUGUUCUCAUUUGUCCAAACACCCUGUUUUGUUAACGGUAUCGUUCGAUGGAUUUCGUUACGACUACAUGUCCAAGGCGGAUAUGCCCACCCUGAGGGUUAUUCAAGAAGAGGGGGUUUCUGUACCUUAUAUGAAAGCACAAUUUCCAACCAAGACGUUUCCAAAUCAUCAAUCCAUUGCGACAGGUGUCUAUCCCGACAUUCAUGGAAUUACUGAUAACACCGUGUACGAUCCUAUGUAUGGGAAGAAGCUUAGUGGGUUCAGUGAUGAUCCUGCAUUCUGGAACUACAGUCCGGAUGUUAUUCCAUUUUGGAUACGCAACGAGCAGGCUGGCGAAAAAAGAUUUAGCGGAUGCUACAUGUGGGCAGGGUCAACACAGCGUUAUGGCCCAGCCCAAUUACUCCCAACUUAUUAUAUUCCGAAAUAUAAUGGAUCCGUACCUUGGGAAGAAAGGGUGGAAACAGUGAUUUCAUGGAUGACCGAUCCAGAUAAACCAGCUAACAUGGUAUUCCUCUAUCACAAUGAGCCGGAUUCUAGGGGUCACACUUCAGGGACGGACGAUCCUGAAACCAUAGCGGAAAUCAAGAAAGUGGAUCAACGCGUAGCUCAUCUGGUCCAGAGAUUAAAAGCGUCUGGAAUAUACGAAAAAAUUAAUUUGGUUAUUCUCAGCGAUCACGGCAUGCAAAAUGUUCACAAAGAAAACAUGAUUAACACCACCGGUUUCGCUGACCCUCAAACCUACUUUAGAAAUGGAAAUAGUCCAGUGUUUCAUAUUAAACCAAAAAACAAAAAUGACACGGCACAGAUUUAUGAAGCUUUUCGUACCGCAUCAAUCGGUAAAAAUUUCAGUGUUUAUAGAAAGAACGAUCUUGGCCAUCUAAAGUAUGGCAAGAGCCGUAGGAUUGCUGAUAUCGUUCUUCUGGCUGAUCCUGGGUAUGGAUUUGAAGACUUGAGAUUCAACGAUGCUGGCGUCACUGGAGUGCAUGGCUAUGACAAUAAUAAUCAAAAUAUGACCGCAAUAUUUAUGGCAAGGGGGCCUAAUUUUAAGCGAUCUUUUAAGUCUUCAGUUCCAAUAGAAAAUGUAGAUUUGGUGGCAUUAUUUUCAAAAAUCAUGCAAGUGCCCCUUCCUAACACUGCGUUUAAUGGCACUGCAAAAACGGUAUCAGAAUUUUUAACUACUGCAAAUGCGUCGUCAAACAGAUUAAACUGGAAUAUGAUGGGUGUGAUAAUAUCCAUUGCAGUACUUAGGAUUAGUAUGGAGUAUCUGUAGAGCAGAUAAGAUGCUAAUAAUUGUAUUUAUAAAUUCAUGUUAUUUUGGUUCUUUGCAAGGCAAUAAUAAAAUAUAAAUAUAUUUUA
Molecule: messenger RNA, 1800 nt
Organism: Folsomia candida
Lineage: Eukaryota; Metazoa; Arthropoda; Collembola; Entomobryomorpha; Isotomidae
Product: bis(5'-adenosyl)-triphosphatase ENPP4
Exons: 2
Coding region: 296-1714 (472 amino acids)
Source: RefSeq, a predicted model, not a curated record